Gastrolobium bilobum is the source of this 891-nucleotide messenger RNA. RefSeq lists its product as uncharacterized. The record is from RefSeq and is a predicted model, not a curated record. The transcript has a single exon. NCBI's taxonomy places the organism in Eukaryota, Viridiplantae, Streptophyta, Magnoliopsida, Fabales, Fabaceae. The coding region runs from base 1 to 891 and encodes 296 amino acids.
AUGAGGGAUCGGGUUGGGAGAUAUGAUAAAUACACACCUCUUAAUGCUUCGCGUUCUCAAAUCUGGAGAGAAGUAGCCAUGACGGAGAUGAAGAAGGUGGACAGACCCCGGCCCAUAUUUGACACAGGAGGUUUGGAUAAGUCCAAAUAUUGUGCUUUCCAUGAUGGACCGGGACAUACAACUGACCAAUGUUGGGAUCUCCGAGAUGCUGUGGAGAAAUUUGUAAGAGAUGGACGGUUUCGUCAAUACGUGAUGAAAACCCAAGGGUCCAAAAUCAACAAAAGAAAGGCGGGAAAUAGAAAGAGAAGUAGAAGCCCGGUUCCUAAAAAGAAGAAUAAGGAUGAACGAGAUCGCAAAGGUGAUCCCAACUUUGACGAGUUCCCAGAAGCGGAAUUUGAUUGCAAUGUAAUCAGUGGAGCCCUUGGAGGAGGUGGAGACACCAUAAGUGCAAGACGAAAGUACUUGAAGGAGGUCCUUUCAAUUCGGGAUCGCCCCAUAUUCAAGGAGGAUUCAAGCAAGCCAGAUCCCCCUUUGCUUUAUUUCACAAAGGAGGACAUGCAUGGCGUGUUACCCGGGCAUGUUAACAGACUUGUUAUAGCAGGUACUCUGGUAAACUGCCGGGUUAAGAAAAUUUUUGUUGAUGUAGGGAGUAGUGCCGACAUCAUCCUAUGGGACGCUUUCAAAAAGAUGAACCUUGAUGAGGAGAACCUCAAACCUUGCAAAACUACUUUGAUAGCCUUUAAUGAGAAACAUACGCCCCCUAAAGGCUAUGUAGAUCUCAGGUUGACCUUGGGAACCAAAGAAGCGUUCAAAUCAGAACGGGUAAGGUUCAUAGUGGCCGAUUUCCCAUCAGAAUAUAAUAUAAUUCUUGGCAGGCCAACUAUACACUAG